Seriola dumerili (greater amberjack) is the source of this 2233-nucleotide messenger RNA. RefSeq names its product SMAD family member 9 (gene smad9). The transcript is spliced from 8 exons. Gene Ontology annotation, biological process: regulation of transcription by RNA polymerase II; cell differentiation; transforming growth factor beta receptor signaling pathway. Gene Ontology annotation, molecular function: DNA-binding transcription factor activity, RNA polymerase II-specific; RNA polymerase II cis-regulatory region sequence-specific DNA binding; I-SMAD binding. The record is from RefSeq and is a predicted model, not a curated record. Bases 436 to 1842 code for a protein of 468 amino acids. Gene Ontology annotation, cellular component: heteromeric SMAD protein complex. Lineage: Eukaryota; Metazoa; Chordata; Actinopteri; Carangiformes; Carangidae.
UUCGCUGCCACAGUAUGUUACAGUCUGACCUACGACAGACAGGGAAGCCUUCACACGCACAGGGCUGUCUGCGGCGCACUUGUUAUCACAACAGAGGUGAUUGAAACUUGACCCGGAUUUCUGGCUGUGUGAGGAGUAACGUUUCCUACAGGAGGCUUCCAGCGCAGAGCUGCCGGAUCCCUUCUGUGCCAACCCAGAGAGGAGAUUUAGGGUUUGUGCUGCACUGGCGGGAGUCCAACUCCUCCUCCAGCAAGCACUGCUCGGAAGUAACAGCAGAAUACAAAAAAAAAAAAACAGCCUCUGUUUACACAGACUCAUCACGCUACCUCUUUUAUCCAUACCUCUGUUUCUCCUCUGUCCUGGCUCCUCACUCCUGCUCUCAAGUGGAACCCUAAACAUCAGCUCAUCUCGCCCCUCCAAUUUAUUUAUCUCAUCAUGAACUCCUCAGCCUCCAUUACAUCCCUUUUCUCCUUCACCAGCCCGGCAGUGAAGCGCCUGCUCGGCUGGAAACAAGGGGAUGAGGAGGAGAAGUGGGCAGAAAAGGCUGUGGACUCUCUAGUGAAGAAAUUAAAGAAGAAGAAAGGGGCAAUGGAGGAGUUAGAGAGGGCCCUCAGCUGCCCUGGCCAGCCCAGCAAGUGUGUGACGAUCCCUCGCUCGCUGGACGGGAGGCUGCAGGUGUCCCACAGGAAGGGUCUGCCCCACGUCAUCUACUGCAGGGUGUGGCGCUGGCCUGACCUGCAGUCCCACCACGAGCUGAAAGCCCUGGAGUGCUGCGAGUUCCCCUUCGGCUCAAAGCAGAAGGACAUCUGCGUCAACCCCUACCAUUACAGGCGCGUGGAGACUCCAGUGCUGCCACCAGUCCUGGUCCCACGCCACAGCGAGUUCAACCCUCAACACAGUUUACUGGCAAAGUUCAGGAACGCCUCUCUGCACAACGAGCCUCUGAUGCCCCAGAACGCCACUUACCCGGACUCCUUCCCUCCGCUGCCCUGCUCCUCCUUCUCCUCCUCCUCCCCUUCCUCCACCCACGCCCAGUCUCCCACCUCACAGAGUUACCCCAACUCCCCCAACAGCUCUGCAGAGCCCGGCAGUCCGUAUCACAUCACAGCAGAGACUCCCCCACCUCCGUACAGCAUGAUGGAGACGAGCCCUCAGGAGGAUGUGAAGCCCAGCAACUCCACAGGAACCACUAAACUUACAUUUUCUGCUCCACACACAGAUUUACGGCCCGUGUGCUACGAGGAACCAGAGUACUGGUGUUCCAUAGCGUACUACGAGCUCAACAACCGGGUGGGGGAGACUUUCCACGCGUCAUCCCGCAGCGUGCUGGUGGACGGCUUCACAGACCCUUCCAACAACAAGAACCGCUUCUGCCUCGGCCUGCUAUCCAACGUCAACCGCAACUCCACCAUCGAACACACGCGCAGGCACAUAGGCAAAGGUCUACACCUGUACUAUGUAGGUGGCGAGGUGUACGCAGAGUGUCUGAGUGACAGCAGUAUCUUCGUCCAGAGCCGCAACUGUAAUUUCCAGCACGGCUUCCACGCCACCACCGUGUGUAAGAUCCCCAGCGGCUGCAGCCUCAAGAUCUUCAACAACCAGCUGUUCGCUCAGCUCCUCGCCCAGUCCGUCAACCACGGCUUCGAGGUCGUCUACGAGCUCACGAAGAUGUGCACCAUCCGAAUGAGUUUUGUCAAGGGCUGGGGCGCCGAAUACCACCGUCAAGAUGUGACCAGCACCCCCUGCUGGAUCGAGGUACAUCUGCACGGGCCCCUGCAGUGGCUGGACAAGGUCCUUACACAGAUGGGCUCCCCGCACAACCCUAUUUCUUCGGUCUCAUAACAUGAACACACACACACACUUUUUUUUUUAGUGUGUGCCCUCGGUUCUUCACACAGGUAGUCGUAGAUUCUGUAUGCUCGUCCACGUCCAGGUUUUCUGUCCUACGGUCCCUUUCUUGACAUCUCACACAAAAUUACAAAACUAUCUGUUGCAGCUUUGUCACACUACACAGCAAAACUGAAAGACAGGUGUAACUGAAUUUCAUUGGGUAAUUUACAACUCAUGUAGUUAAAUGAUCAAGUGUUCAUUAAUUUCAGUAUGAAAAAGUAUUUAUCUUCUCUCUCUCUUUCCAUUGGGACGUUCACUGCACUCCAAGCCAAGGAAAACGAUGGGAUACAUUUGUAGGUACUCGGACUUGUGUUAUUAUGUGUUAUAAAUGUUAUUAUGGUAG